Molecule: messenger RNA, 2039 nt
Organism: Linum trigynum
Lineage: Eukaryota; Viridiplantae; Streptophyta; Magnoliopsida; Malpighiales; Linaceae
Source: the annotation of a GenBank genome assembly
AACGAAAAUUGUAGGAGUGAAUGACAGUUAUUUACUCUCUAGACUACAAAAUUCAAAGAGAUCUUCAAUCAAAAUCAAACCAAACUCGAAGUUUUGGCGUGCGAACAGACUAUGCGUGUCUGUCUUGUUUUGUAGGGCGUCUAGAAUCUUUGGUAGCCAGCGAGGGAAAUCAGUGCCGUGGAUUAAUCAUGUCAUCAAGCAGCCAUGAAUGCAGAGUGUACAGUAUCAACCAUUUAAGUCCACGAAGCAGAGCAGACCAGAUCCCGCCAUGAAUCCUGAACCUGACCCAUUCAAGAUUUAUUUCAUGUCGGUUUUGAAUGGGAGACCAUCUCUCUGUCUGAAUGAAAAUGGCCUCCAUAGAAAGAACAGAGAAGAAGCAAUUGAAUCGAGUAUUAAAAUAGCUUCAGCGUGCAGUGAAACUUUGGGGUAAUUGUUUCAUCUCCAGACAGCCCAAAGUGGGUCAUCAUCAUUACUCUUUUUUUCCUGUCUCAUAAUCAAGCUUAUCUCCUAAUUGUUUCAUUUGCAACCCCAAUUUUCUUGAUGCUUUUCAAACAUAAAUGAGUACCUAUUCAAUUGUCAGCACAAAGAAUUUGCUUGUUGUGGACAUUGUAGAUUAGGUUGGAAAAGGCAAUUAAGCUGCUUGCUUGUAGAUUAGAGAUGGGUUUUUCAUUCAUGGACCCAUGUGGAGCACCAUUCCCAUUUCCCUCCAAAGCUUUGAGAUUUGCCCUCACGGUUGGGUGGUUGGGUGGUUAAAUUAGUUUCUUUUUGGUGGUUUCAAGAGAAUCAAUCAGCAGAAGAAAGAAAACCCAUUUUUCUAAUCUAGGAUUUGAGAGCUCCAAGGCAGAGAGAAAGAGUGGUCACUCACUCAACUGUGAAGUGAUUCCACAACUCCCAGAAGAAGAAGAAGAAGAAGAAGCAAAAGCUCUUUUCUGUUGUUCUUGUAUGUACCCACCAACCAGAUUCCUCUGUUCUUCUUCCUUUAAUUGUUUGGAUUAGCUCUCUCUGAAAGUUUGCACCUUUUUUCCACCCUCCUUCCUUCAUUACUUUUGCUUUUUCCCUAUUCUCCUCCCUCCUUUGGUUCUUAAAAAAAGAAGAGCUUGGCUGGAGCUUUUGGCUAGAUCUACCCUUCCCGUCUCCAAUCCAUUUCCUCAAGCUGUUUCUUUGGAAAAUGGAUAAACCGUCGCCAGGUUGGACUACUCAAACAUGGCAUUACUUCACCAACUUUCUCAAGCCCUCAUCAUUGCUUUACAUUGCACUCCUGUCUUCUCUAGCUACUCCUCUGUUCCUAUGUUAUGGCUUCUCUCCUCCUCUCCUUGUGUCAAUCCCAGUUCUGCUUCUCUCCUCCAUCUUCAUUUAUUCAUUCUCAAAGAGAUUAGUCGUCACUGCUGCUGUUGAAGAAGAAGAAGAAGAAGAAGAAGCUGAUGACAAACCGAGUCAGGGUUCGGAAACUAUAGUUGCUGUUGUUGUUCCAGAGCUGUGUGUGACACAGAAGAGUGACAAUGAAGCUUCUGAGUUGCAUGAGUAUCAAGUGGAGUCGACGGAGUUCCCAUCAGAUGGUGAAACCAGUAGUGAUGAUUCUCCCAGGAAUGAGAUUUUUGAACUCAAAUGGAUGAAGCACUUCAACAACGAUGCCUGCCAGAGCUUAGCAUUCUGUGAAAGCUCAGCUUCUGAUUAUGAUGGUGAAGAAGUAGAAGAAGAUGAUGAUCUCAUCGAGAUAUGUCUUCCUCCAAAUGAGAGCUCUGUUUAUGCUGACGAAUUGUCAUCCACGAGAACAUAUUCGUGGGGAAAGCCUGGUUUCUCGAAUGAAUUCGUCAUAAGGGAGGAAGACGAAGAAGGGAUGAUGGAGGAGGUGGAAGAGAUUGAUGAGGUGAAUGAGGAAGAUAACUUGAUGGAGAUUGACCUCUCAAUUGGGUCCAUUAAGUCUUCCAGCUUUCACAUGGAAGACUGAUAUAAGUGACAAGUUUAAUGUAUGCAAGUUUGUAGGUUCUUCCUGUCAAUGUGAAAGAUGCUAAAAGAGCCAAGGCUUAAGAUGUCAUGCU